UCUAGAUCUAGAUCUAAUUCCCGUAUUAUCUCGAACAAGCUGAGAUUAUCAUUGUUGUUUUCAAAAUGGCGACGGUUUAUAUGAUUGCGUUGGCACUUGCACUGACAUUAGCUUUUGCAAAUGCAACUACUUAUAAAGAAGGAGAAAAGGUUCUUGUAUAUGUAAAUAAAGUUGGUCCAUAUUUCAACCCACAUGAAACCUACCACUACUAUCAGCUGCCGGUCUGUAGGCCAGACAAGAUAGAACAUAAAAGCUUAACUUUAGGAGAGGUGCUUGAUGGUGAUAGAAUGGCUCUGUCUCUUUAUGAUAUACAAUAUCGAAUGGAUAUCCCGACAAAAACUGAACUGUGUAAAGUAAAAUACAGUGAGAAUGAUCUGGAACUCUUGCGGAGUGCUAUAGAAGAUCUCUACUAUUUUGAGUUUGUGUUAGAUGACAUUCCUAUCAGAGGUUUUAUUGGCCAUCUUGAAGAAGGUGGAUUCCUGCCUCACACACAUAAGAUUUACUUGUGGGUACACCUGCACUUUAACAUAGAAUACAAUCAGGAUCAUAUCAUCUACGCCAAUGUUACCACCAAAGAACAGCUUCCUAUAUCACUGGAUGGUGCAAGCACUCCAUUAGAAGUGGCAUUCACAUACACAGUCAAAUGGGUUCAGACAGACUUAACCUAUGAUCAGAGAGGAACACGCCUUAGAGAUAACUCAUUUUUCCCCAAAAAUCUGGAGAUCCACUGGCUGUCCAUCAUCAACUCUUUAGUUUUGGUGUUCCUUCUCAUCGGGUUUGUGGUCAUCAUUAUGACUCGCGUCCUGAAGAGUGACUUUGCACGUUACAACAUUGAGGAUGAGGAGGACACAGAUGAUUUAGACUCAGAUGACAAUGGCUGGAAGAUCAUUAGAACAGAUGUUUUUAGGUUUCCACCUAAUAAAAACCUUUUCUGUGCUAUUUUAGGUGUUGGAAGUCAGUUUUUGGCUUUAGCAACUGGCAUACUAUUGAUGGCUCUAGCUGGAAUGUUCAAUGUUCAUCGUCAUGGAGCCAUCAACGCUGCUGCUGUAGUUCUGUAUGCUUUUACAUCAAGCAUCAGUGGUUUUGUAGCAGCCAACAUGUUUAAAAAGAUGGGAGGAGAAAACUGGGUGUGGAACAUUAACCUUACUUCAGCUUUGUUUGCUGUUCCAUUUUUCUUUGUCUGGGCUGUGAUCAACUCAGUAGCUUGGGCUUAUGGUACAACUAGGGCACUGCCAGCCACAACUGUCAUCUUACUUAUGGCUCUUUGGGUCUUUAUUGGCUACCCACUCACAGUUUUAGGUGGGAUAUUUGGCAAGAACUAUGCUGGAACUUUUGAUGCCCCCUGCAGGACAAAAAACAUUGCGAGAGAGAUCCCUAGCGUUCCAUGGUACAGGUCUGCCCUCGCCCACUGUGCAAUAGGAGGCUUCCUGCCGUUUAGUGCUAUCUCCGUAGAGUUGUACUACAUCUUUGCCACCCUUUGGGGACGAGAGCAAUACACAUUGUUUGGGAUCCUCUUCAUUGUCUACGGCAUUCUGCUCAGUGUGACUGCCUGCAUCUCUAUAGCUCUGACCUACUUUCAGCUUUCAGCAGAAGAUUAUCGCUGGUGGUGGCGGUCCAUCUUCAGCGCAGGAUCCACUGGUCUGUUUGUGUUCCUGUACGCUCUAUUCUACUACUACAAGCGUUCCAACAUGUCUGGCCUCCUGCAGACACUAGAGUUCCUUGGCUACACCGCACUUACAUGUUACGUGUUUUUCCUCAUGCUGGCCACUGUGUCUUUCUUUGCCUCGCUCAAGUUUGUACGCUACAUCUAUGUCAACAUUAAGAUGGACUAGCUGGUUGGUUGAAAGGUUAUCUGUGGGGAACCUAAUGGCUGCUUUAUAUUUGUCUAUGACCGGACCAUUAUUUUCUUUUUCAACCAAUGUGGCUGUUGUCAAAUCUCUGUGAAAUCUUGUAGACCAUAAUCAUGUAUUUAUUUAUAUGGCAUGCAAGAUAAAUAUUAGUAUGGUCUGCCUUUGACUGCACAUUAAUUGUUUUAAAUAUACAAAUGUACGAACUUUAAGGAUUUGGUUUGUUUGGGGUUUGUUUUUUACAGUCCUGGUUUGUUUUUACAUGAAUUUUUUAAAACACAAGAGAUAAAUUGUAGAGGGAAAAACUUGAAUUUUGUGCAUCCAUUCUUCAGUCACUUGAAAAUGUAAAUGUUUUAUGCUUGAAUUAGUUUGUGAAUCAUGUGAAACCUGUUUUGCAUUCACUGUGUCACAUAGUACUUUCACACAAACCUAGAUGUGCGUGAGAGAUUUUUGGGAGGGGGGGGGGUAGGCUCACAUUUCCCUGGAUGUUUCAGUAUACAAAGGAUUUCUUACUUUACUCAUGCCAUUUAGUGACUGCUGGGUGUGCCAUUAGGUAUCAAGACCUUUUUGUUCAUGUCUGUAGUUGUCAGACUUUUUUUUUACUGUCUAGUACAAUCUAUGUCCUCUGCUUUUCACUUAAAAAAGGCUGGUCCAUUCCUUGAUUCUCCCAUCUGUCUGUCACUAGUAUGGUUUGGUGCCUUGUAGUUUAGUUUUGACUGUCUUAAAAUUCAAACCAUCUAAAAAAAAAACUUUUUUUUUUCCGUGAGAAUGCGAAAAGAUUAAAUAAAUGAGCCUAUUAAAAGUUUUGUCCUCUUAUCACUUGAUUAACAAGAUUAUAAUUACUUGAUAAAGUAAGAUCUGAUGAGAUGCAAUAGCCAUUGUCAUGCUCUAAAUUCUUCUUUCGUUUUUUUUUACAACUUUGGAUAAGCCAUGCUUUAAAUUUUUAUUCAAAUCCUUAUUUAACCAAUUUGUAUGAAUCACACCUCAAGUUUAGUAAAACCUUUCACAAAUAGUUUUAAGGUCUUGAUUAUUUGAAUAGAUGCAAGUUUCCCCACUUUUAUUGGACUAAUGGACUUAUUAGAAACUAGUCCUUAACUACAGUUAACACUAUUAUGACUAAGUGCUGUGUAAUCUACUUUGAUUUUACCAGAUUUGAAAGUAUAUUUCCUUUAGUCUCUCACUCCCAAGCUAAUGCAAUAAAGUCUAUGAUAUACAUGAAUGAAUGAAUGAAUUACUUUUUUGUAGGGCCUAAUCUUUUUGUGGGAUCAGAUAAUUAUUUUGGUUUCUCUCUGCGCACAGGUUUCUCUUCUGCAUGACAGCAGAAGAUACAUUGGAUAUAAUUGUGUUUGAAUUUACUUUAUUUUUAAUAUAAUCUCCAAUGAGUCUUCAUUUCUUACAUUUCAGUACAAUCAUUUGACUGUCAUAUUAACUGCUUCAUUACUAUAAUCAAUUAUAUAUGAAUGUUUGAUAUGUAUCUAUAUAUAUUUAUAUAUAUAUAUAUAUAUUUGAUUGAUUACAUAUAAUUUUGUGUAUUGAAUUGUCUAAAUGUUUGCAGAGUGGCAAUAAUGGUCAAUGGGUUUAAACAGAAGUGUUGAUCAACUUGUUGAGUACAUUUGAUAUUGUUCUGUAAGCUAAGUGUUGGUCAACUUGUUAAAUACAUGUUGUAUAAGCUAAUGACUUAUAGUGUUUGUGUGUGUGUGUCAGCAUGUCAUGUCUCCACUUGUACCAUUGUUAUAUUUAUGUGAGAACAAUUUUAUUUCACUUCAGCAUUUGGAAGGACAAAUAGAAUUUAAAUUUAGCAAUUUCUCAUUAUUGACAUUUUUUUUAUUUUUUAACUUGUAUACGCCAUAUAACAUUUCAAUCCUGCCCUAGCACAAACUGUAUGAGUUCCUGUUAAACUUAGUCCCAUGGAAACUAGUUUAUUGUUGAGCUACAUCCUAGCUGUCAGUUGUGUUGAUCUGCAUGCUAAAAGGCGGACUAAGUUUUCAUUUCUAAAAUGUAGGAUCUUACUGAUAUUGUAUCUUUAAAAGGAUGGAUCUUUGCUUUGAGGUUCAAUAUGAUUUUUUCUUUUUCUGGUCAAUCACUUUUAGAAAAAAAAAGUUUUCCGCUGAGCUUACUACGGUAUCAGCAAUUUAAGACUGAUAUUUAGUUGAUGAUGUAGACAAAAAUAUUUCAUCAUUUUAAAUAGAAUGUGACAUGAAAUUGAGAACUAUGCCAAUGGCAGCAACUAAAAGACAGAAGCUUUGAUGAAGGAUGAUGAUGAAAUGAAGUUGUAAUUAUUUAUUAGACUUUCAGCUAUGUAUCACAUUGCCAGACAUUUAUAUUUAUUCUCUUUAUUAGAUCUUCAUUUCAUGGAUUACUUUUCAUACAAUUAGCUUUAAAGCACUACUAAUUCUUCAAAGUUAAAAUUAUUUAGAAAUUGUGUCUAUUAUUUUUUAGAGUUAGUUUUGUCUUUAAAAAAAAUAAAAUCUUUUCUUGUCUAGUAUAAAAGAUAGAGUAAAAAGUAAAGUUCCCUUUUCAGACCUUGUGGUCUAUAGGGCAGAUGAUGUAAAGGUCAUCUGGUUCUGUGGCCUACGGUUAAUGAGGAUGUCAUGUGGCUAGCACAACGACUAACCACCUUUACUUUUCCCAACUAAUGUCAGGUACCCAUUAGAGCUGGACUCAGAGGCGCCAGAAGAUACCUAAAUUAAAAAUCUCAGGAUAUCGGACCCCUGUUCGGAAGCCAAGCGCUUUACCACUUAGCCACCGCACCUCCUUGUAUACUAGUAUAAAAGAUAAUGUUGUAAAAAAAAAUUUUUAAGAAAUUAAACAGUACUAAUUAUUUUUUUCAUAUUGACUGAUAACAUACACUGAAAUGUUUAGCUAGUAGCUGUUCAGUUUGUUUAAAACAUGUCUGAUAUUAGCUUUCACAUUUGACCCCCAUGUUAUAGCAUCAUUUGUUUAUUCCAGCAAUUUCUAUUCUCUUGUUUCUUUCUCACAUCUCACAGAGUUACCAUUUCAGGGGUUCUGGUUCUUUGCAUGUCCACAAUCCUUUUUUUUUUUUUUUUUCAAUGAUAGUCAUGGGUCCUUUUGUACAUCUCUAAAUAAUAAUGUAGUGGGUCAGUGUUUUCUUUAUUAAUAGCGCAAGCGUACAUCUGAACAAUGAUCAUCUUUUUUAAGGUCUUUCAAGAAAAGUUAACAUUAAUUUUAUGGUCUGUUGCAUAUUUUUUUCAAGUAUGCAAGUCAUCUUUUGUAAAUAAAAUGUCUUUUGCAGUUUAUUUGAUUUAUGUUAAUACAAAACAAAAUGAUUUAGAUAAAUACCUUAAUUUAUAUUUCCAACUUCCCUUUAGUUAAAUCAUUGAAAGUGCCAAUUUGUUUUUUAACUAUUCCAGUCAAUGUAGAUCAAGAAGAUUUUGAAUAUCUACCAUCUUUAGAAAGUUGGAGAGUUUGUUUGUUGUUUUUUUGGUUGUUUGUUGUUUUUUUGGGAAAAGGGGGGGGUCUAAAAUUUGCAUUCAUUAUAUAUAUAUAUAUAUAAAUUUAUACGCUUGAAGAGUGAUGAGAGAUAUGUGUUUGUAUAUGUAUAUAUGUGAUGCAUUAUAAAGAGUUGACAUUAAAACUGCUUAUUAUAACCUAUUCAACUUUUAUCUUGUUCAUUGCUCUAUUUAUGUUUAUUGUUCCAUUCAAUGCACAUUUAAAUAAUCCAUUGUUGUUUUUUAAGAAGAAAAUGUAUGUUUGUUUGUUUUUUUUCAUAAUUAUUUUUUAUAAGUUACAUAAGAUUUUACUGACUAUUGAUGGCAACCUACCGAUUUUUUUGGAUUGCUGAACACAGCUGGUCAUGGUUUUAUAUGGCUGCACACAGCUGGUCAUGGUUUUAGAUGGCUGCACACAGCUGGUCAUGGUUUUAGAUGGCUGCACACAGCUGGUCAUGGUUUUAGAUGGCCGAUUGUUGUGGUAGACCAGGCUACUUCUCAAUGAUGACAUGGCUGAUAUAUGUUAAAACAAAUGUUUUGGUGCUGGACUCAUCAUUGGCUAGUUGAAUAUGGCUCAUCACUUGUGAUAGCUGACACACAAUGUCAUUGGUUAGCUGUCCCUGGACACAAGGUUGGUUGCCAUCUUUGUUAGCUGGCUGUUGCUUUUGAUUUACAUGUGCAAAUUUAUUAUAGGAAAUUAUCUAUUGAACAUUUGAAAUGUGAUAUUUUUGUUGUUGAUUUACCUACAUAACCAAUCUGAACAUCACUACAAGAUGAACACCUCAGAGCAAGACAGUUUUAUUUCCCACUAAUGCCAGAUCUGACAUUUGUAUAAUUGUAAUUUGGAUCUUGAUGAUUCAGAUUUGAAUUAAGACCAUUUAGAAGCUUUCAGAACUAUUUUAUAGUUUCAUAUUGAAGACUAAUUCUAUUAUUCCAUGUUCAGCAUCUCUCUAGAAUACAUUAAAAUGAACUUGUAAUUUGUUAGACCCAGAAAGCACUAUUGCAAAAGAGAUUAUGAAUUUUAAAGAUUCUGCCUGUAAAUUGUUAUGCUAAGAAUAAGAAAUCUAUAUUUGUUUGCUUUACUUAGAGGGAUAGACUGCAAUACAAUUUACAUCAUUAUCAAGUAGUCCAUUCAGGAAAAUAACAUUGUCAUACAGAUUAAUGCAUUUUAUAAUUAAAACCUUUUUCUCUUUCUUCAGUUUAUUUUUUUGUUUAUUCCACUUAUGAUUAAUUGUCUUGCUCUGAUUAUGAUACACAUCUUACUAAGUGAUGAGUGCUUCUUGUUCUUAAUAAAGAUGCUACCAAAAAUUCAAUGAUGUUUAGUACUUUGAUGGCACUCUCCAAAUUUGUGGCAAAUGAAGUUUUGUUCUGACACCUGAUUUGUAUUAUAUUAAAUAACAUGGAGGGUACUGUGUGUUUUCAUUUAUUGUCAGUUCCUCUUGUGAUGUCUAUUUAUCACUACUUAUUGAUAAAUCAUGUUUUUCACCAUGUCCAUUUUAUUUUAUAGAAAUAUUUUUCAUGUAGAUUUUUUUUUUGGUUGGAAAUUAUGUUGUUGUUUUUUUCUUCAAAAUCUGGUCAUUUUCUGGUACUGACUGGUUUGCCAGAAGUGACUGUGCCUUACAAAUACAUCUACGCACUUGACACAAUUUGGGAAAUUUCAUUAACGGUUGUUUCAAUUUUUUAAUAGUAAAUGAUUGAAAUUGAACUUUUUUUUUUGGUGUUCUCCAUUUAUAGAGAAUAAAUGAUCAUAUCAAAGUG
Messenger RNA from Biomphalaria glabrata, 7054 nucleotides. RefSeq names its product transmembrane 9 superfamily member 1-like. Gene Ontology annotation, cellular component: membrane. The coding region runs from base 66 to 1832 and encodes 588 amino acids. NCBI's taxonomy places the organism in Eukaryota, Metazoa, Mollusca, Gastropoda, Planorbidae. The record is from RefSeq and is a predicted model, not a curated record. The transcript has 15 exons. Gene Ontology annotation, biological process: protein localization to membrane.